Pochonia chlamydosporia 170 is the source of this 363-nucleotide messenger RNA. RefSeq lists its product as hypothetical. The transcript has a single exon. The record is from RefSeq and is a predicted model, not a curated record. The coding region runs from base 1 to 363 and encodes 120 amino acids. Lineage: Eukaryota; Fungi; Ascomycota; Sordariomycetes; Hypocreales; Clavicipitaceae.
AUGACAAAACUUCACGAGAACCAAGUUGUAAGAGUCGUCGCGUUCGUCUCGACAGCGUUCGUCCAGAAACAAAACUUCCCGGACGCAAAGACCAGAAAGACGAACACUUGCCGGAUCGCCAAACACCACCACAGACUCCUGAAACAGAAAGGCGUCACCUCACCCAGCACCAAGUACUACGAUUCGCGAACCUCUGCUCACAGGGUUGCCUUUUUUGCCGUCGCCGUCACUUUCGUCUUGCAUGGCAGUUCAUUUCCCCAAGUGUCUGCGUUCAGACCACCCGUCAAGGAUUCACCAAAGGGGGGAAAGGGAGUCCCCGAGACCGCCGCCAGGUCCCUAAAUUGGAAGAGAUAUCGAUCUUGA